Panicum hallii is the source of this 2525-nucleotide messenger RNA. Its product is annotated as probable inactive receptor kinase At5g67200. Gene Ontology annotation, biological process: protein phosphorylation. The transcript is spliced from 2 exons. The coding region runs from base 26 to 2221 and encodes 731 amino acids. The record is from RefSeq and is a predicted model, not a curated record. Gene Ontology annotation, molecular function: protein kinase activity; protein binding; ATP binding. NCBI's taxonomy places the organism in Eukaryota, Viridiplantae, Streptophyta, Magnoliopsida, Poales, Poaceae.
CCCCGUACACGCACACCGCGCCGCAAUGCCGCACCGCCACCACCGCGGCCUCCCGCUCCCCACCCUCCUCCUCCUCCUCCUGCUCCUCCUCGCCACCACCGCCUCCGCGGCCGGGGUGGCGGCCCCCGGCGCCGCGUCGCACUCGCAGCCGACGCUGCUACCACCCCCGGUCCAAGCCGCGGCGGCCCCGCCCGCGGCGCCGGCCUCGAAGCCCCCGGCCCCCAGCCGCUCGCAGCCGACGCUGCCGUCCCCGGUCCACGCCGCUUCGCCCCCCUCCGCGGCGCUGGCCUCGAGGUCGCCGGCCCCGGCCGCGCUCCUCGCCGCCUUCCUCGCCAAGGCCGACCCGUCCUCCCACCUGCGCGUGCCCCCGGCGCCCUCCCCGUGCUCCCGCCCCGGGAUCACCUGCACCGCGUCCGGCCAAAUCAUCCGUCUCGUCCUCGAGUCGGUGGGGCUCAACGGGACGUUCGCGCCGGACACGCUCUCGCGCCUCGCCGAGCUCCGCGUGCUCAGCCUCAAGUCCAACGCGCUCCACGGGCCCGUCCCGGACCUCUCCCCGCUCGCCAACCUCAAGGCGCUCUACCUCGCGGGGAACCGCUUCUCGGGCCCGUUCCCGGCCUCGCUCGCGACCCUGCGCCGCCUCCGCUCCAUCGACCUCUCCGGGAACAGGCUCUCCGGCGAGCUCCCGCCCGGCAUUGAGGUCGCGUUCCCGCAUCUCACGUUCCUGCGCCUCGACGCCAACCACUUCAACGGCUCCCUCCCGGCGUGGAACCAGUCCUCGCUCAAGGUACUCAACGUCUCCUACAACAACUUCUCGGGCCCGGUGCCGGUCACGCCCGUCAUGACCCAGGCGGGCGCCGCCGCGUUCGCGGGCAACCCGGAGCUCUGCGGUGAGGUGGUCCGCCGCGAGUGCCGCGGGUCGCACCUCCUUUUCUUCCACGGAGGCGGCAGCAACGGCACCGCCGCUCCCCCAGUUCAGAGCGCUGCCGCCAGCGACAGUGACCCGCAGCGAGAGAGCCUGAGCAUGCCGGAUUCGUCCGCGCCUCACGCGAAGAAAGUGAGGAGGAGGACCAUGUUGGCUGUCGCGGUUGCCGUGGGGACGGUCCUAGCCGCGCUUCUCCUUUGCGCCAUGAUUGCGAUGAAGAGGAGCAACAAGCGGAGGCGCCCGAGCUCCGCCUCGUACGCAAGCCCCAACCCCAAGAAGAACGCGCCCGCGUCGGAGGUGAGCAGGGACAAUGCUGACAUUGGCUACGUGGAGUGCGUGCCCGAUGAGGAGACGGCCGCGAUUAUGGUGCCGGAGGAGAAGGCGCGGCGGCUGGAGCGGAGCGGUUGCCUAACGUUCUGCGCGGGCGAGGCGGCGAGCUACAGCCUCGAGCAGCUGAUGCGCGCUUCAGCAGAGGUGCUCGGCCGCGGGAGCGUGGGGACGACGUACAAGGCGGUGCUCGACGGCCGGCUCGUCGUGAUUGUGAAAAGGCUGGACGCAGCCAAGAUUGGCCCGGCGGCGCUGGAAGCUGAGGCAUUCGAGCAGAACAUGGAUGCAGUUGGCCGACUGCGGCAUCCGAACCUUGUGCCGCUCCGGGCAUUCUUCCAGGCUAAGGAGGAGCGGCUGCUCGUGUACGACUACCAGCCUAAUGGCAGCCUCUACUCUCUCGUCCAUGGUUCAAGGUCAUCGCGGGCAAAACCACUUCACUGGACAUCAUGCCUGAAGAUAGCAGAAGAUGUUGCACAGGGCCUUGCUUACAUUCAUCAAGCAUCUCGACUUGUCCAUGGGAACAUCAAAUCUUCUAACGUUCUGCUUGGUUCAGACUUUGAGGCUUGCCUUACAGACAAUUGUUUGUCGUUCCUCCUGGAAUCAUCAGAGGUCAAAGACGAUGCUGCUUAUAGAGCACCAGAAAACAUGAAGUCCAACAGAAUGCUAACUCCAAAAUCAGACAUAUACGCUUUUGGUGUCCUCCUCCUUGAGCUCCUUAGCGGAAAGCCACCACUUCAGCACUCAAUCUUGGUCGCAAGUAAUCUCCAAACCUACGUUCAGUCAGCGAGAGAGGAUGAAGGAGUGGACAGUGACCGCAUCUCAAUGAUUGUCGACAUAGCCGCUGCUUGCGUUCGGUCCUCACCAGAAAGUCGGCCCGCUGCCUGGCAAGUACUUAAGAUGAUUCAAGAGGUGAAGGAAGCAGAUACAACUGGCGACAACGACAAUGACAGUGAUCUUACCAGCAACUCCUAGUUGCUGCCUCUAUGGGUCCAUGUAGUGGAUACUUCGAAGCAACCAUAUCGACGCCAGUGUAGGAGCUUGUCUACACAGGUUCUGGCUGGAUGGAUGUAGACCGGAUAUUCAAAGUGACGAUGACCUCUAGUGUAGGAGAAGGCAAUAGAAUCAUGAUCUCUCUGGUUGGUAUCGUUUGAGCUAUGGAUGCUGUAACAUAUUUAGGAUCAGUAAUGGCAGCAUGUUUGCUACCACUAGCAAUUUUAGCUCAACUCUGUUCUGUGAAAGUUUAUUAGGCUUUAUAGUAAGUCAAGUUACCAAAGCA